AAGAAAAGAAAAGAAAAGAAAAGAAAAGAAGGAAUAAAUUAAAGAAUGUAGGGGUAUAGAAAUUAACGAUCGAUAAGAAAAAUGUCUCUAUUUUAUGUGAAAAAGAUCGUUCUCGAACUUUAAUUCUAUUAUGCAAUUCGUCGCGUAACGGAACGGCGCGCGCGGAAAAAUCUAAGAGUUGAACUAAGGAUCAACGAAUACGAUUGAUUCCAAGGAAAAAUGAAGGAAAUAAAAGUGAUUGAGAGAAGAAAGUACGGGUCCAUCGACGAAUGGCGACGUCCCUGGGAGAAAGGGGCGAGAAAGGGGGCGAGCACGACGCCAUGUCGACGUUCAUCCUCUAGUUCGCUCUCGUUGCAGCCCUCGUCUAAAAGGCAAACUCGUGUCUGAAAAAAGUCGCGAAAAGGAAAGUUCGGAAAAAAAGGAGGCAGAAGGAAGGAAGAAAGGAAGAAAAGCCAAAGCUCGUAGAAAUCACUGACGAAAUCACUCUUGCACGAAGCAUUGGGCUAUGAAUGAAGACCCAACCCUUUCAUCUCGAGGUUUUGGCAGUUUUGCUAUUGUCAGUAAUACCCUGGCCAGGUCCAAGUGUUUUUAAGAUAUCAUGCCCCCGCGAUCGUGCUUCGGUAGUGAGGAGGAUAAUUCACAAGAGAUGGAUGCCCAUCCUAAAGAAAUAUCAAGUGGAGUUACCCUUAGAAUGUCCCUUUCACGAAAGUCGAGACAUCUUUCGACCUCAGCAACGAGCAAAGCAUCAGUACAGACCGUCGCAAUGGACCUGCGGCCUUUGCGGCAAGUCUUUUUAUGCCGAAAGACAUCUCGACGCGCACUUCGAUAACAGACAUAAAAGUAACGUUAAUACGGCGGAGGACGCCGUGUGCCUUGCCGACUACUGCGACAUUAUGAGAUGCGACGUCUUGGGAAAUCGUGACUUUGAAAGUUCGAUGAACGAUGAGGACGACGACGGCGGUCAUCUCAACACCGACAUACAGGUGUGGAAGGAAAAUACGGAACAGCGCAGUACGUCGGUCGUACCGUGUUCUCGAGACCUCGCAAGGACAUAUCGUCCUUCCUCUUCAUCUUCCACGGAUAAGUCGUGUGCGCUCGCGGCCACGAAAAACGACUUACAGCGUUCGUACUGUCGACGAGCCGACGCGGAUGUCCUUAAAAAUCAUCGGCUCGCCGAUUCCUCCUCUUAUCGUCGCAACGAAAUCGCUGGUCCUGAGAACAAUAGCGACGCUUGCGACAAUGACGACGAGGACGACGAGGACGACGAGGAUGACGAGGAAGAGGAGAAAGAGGAGGAAGAGGAGGAGGAGGAGGAGGAGGAGGAGGAGGAGGACGACGACGACGACAACGACGACGGCGACGACGACGACGACGAGGAGAAUCUAGUAGAAGCAGCUCUACCUGCCGUCGAUAAAAGGCAAAGACGCAGAAGAAUACAUCUUAGGAAACUCAAGUCCAACUGCAAGCCUGAGGAACUUCAAAAGCUCAAGUUACAAUGUGAAAUACUCGUCCGCGAUUGUAUCGCAGGACUUCUCGCAAAUCUCUCGGUUCGAGAAUUCCAAGAAAUCGAAGGUGAACUGAACCGGGCGAUCUGUUGGUAUUUGAGUUGCGAUAGAUACUGGGAAGAUACCAAACGGCAACAGCGUCAGACACCUUGGUAUCUGCUCGCUACGUUUAUGGCUCUUUUCUGCACCUCGAUUUAUGCCUGCUAUUACGUCAUCUGGGUUCUCUUCAAUACCACGGACGAGGAGAGACUCGAUCAUACGGGAACUUUAGGUUACAAUGAUGGAAGUCUUACGGGUGCAUCAUCGUUGCACGAUCAGAGCGGUCAUGGCGAUGGUAGAUCGGUAGAUAGACGAAAAAUGGAAGGAGGAGACGAUAAUCUAGUAUCUACGAACGAAGAAAUGCCGGAUCACUACAUAUACGUCGCAUAUCCACCGGAACUGAAACGUCGUCUCUUGGAAAGCUGCUACAACAGGACUACCAGACUAUGAGACUGAAACGAAAGAAGACGAUUGUUUCGUAUUCAUCUUGAGAACAGGACUGCGCUGCGAAUGAAGGCACUCUCUUCUCUCUCUCCUCUCUCUCUCUCUCUCUCUCUCUCUCUCUCUCUCUCUCUCUCUCUCUCUCUCUCUGUCUCUUCGUGUUUUGUAUACCAAAUCUACUCGAAUAAAUUGCAAGGUACGAGAGGAAUCUUCCAUCGUAGAAACAACCGAAAGAAAGAGUUAUAGCAAAAAGACCGGCUUUAAAGUCUUUCGCAAUUGAACCUAAAACAUGUUUUAUUUGUCAGAAAGAAAAAAAAGAAAAGGAAAAGAAAAAUAGAAGAAAAACGAGAAGACACUAUGGUAAUCUUAAAAAAUGCAAUUUUGUA
Molecule: messenger RNA, 2371 nt
Organism: Vespa mandarinia (Asian giant hornet)
Lineage: Eukaryota; Metazoa; Arthropoda; Insecta; Hymenoptera; Vespidae
Source: RefSeq, a predicted model, not a curated record